GUGUUACCCGAUUUGGAUGUCAAAGGUGCAAAACGUGCAAAAAAUAAAUAAAUAAUUCAGCAUUCGAAGCAAAAAAAAAAAACAGGAAAUCCGGGAAAUUCAUAAAGAUCUUGCCAAGAAACUUUUAGUGGAGCUUAUGGCAAAAACUACUACACAGUAUUAUGAGGGUUGUGGACGCGAGGGACCGAUAAAAUGUAUCUUCCUGAGUGAAUUCCAUCCAGUUCGUGGUUCAAAGAUCUCAUGCCAAGUCCCGGAAGGAUAUGUGCCCAAGGAGCUCUUUCAUGCUGUCAAUGUGUACAUCAUCCCCAAACCCACGGCAAUUCAGCGAUGUGUACUGACCAUUAAUAGUCUGGGAUGUAAGAUUGUGGGGUAUCCAGUGAGGAUUGAGAGUCCCAAAUACGAAAGGAAUGCAUACUACUUCAAUCUCUGCUUCGUGUGCGAUGGCUGGGCCAGGACAAUUCAGUAUGAACCAGUUGUGAAGAAAUUAGCUGAGUACUUAGCUAUGAUGGAGGAGGAAACGUGCUUUCUGUCGCGCGACGCCGGGGGACGCAUUGAAACCCUCCUGGCGCAAACUAUGCAAGAUCUCAACGAGAAGAAAGUCACAACGAUCAUUGAGGGUGACACCACGAUCUACCUGAAGAUUGUCAAUCUACGAACAGAUCCACCCAUUGUGAUGGAUCACAUGGUACCAACGCUUGAGCCUCAGGUGCGGAAUAUGCCACUGGAAUUGUGGGAUCUAACGAGUCAGCAGGUGAUUCCCUACAUCAAUGGCGUUAACCACGUAGCACGCAUUGCAGCUGAAGCAGACGUGGAGAAUGCCCUGGUGAAGGCCUGCAUUCAGAAUCUAGUCUACUACGGUGUUGUGAAGCUACUGCCACUGAUCAAGUACAGCAAUGUCUACAUGUGCACGCGGAAGCUGCAGAAUCUGACCAAGGAUCAAAACCUCUUUCACACUUGUCGAUCCACCAUCAUGCUGAAAGCUGAUCAAGAGAAGCCAACGCUGCACAAGAUUCUCCAGCUGUAUUCCUUCAUGACUCACGGUGUUACACUUCGGACGCUGUGUCAGCGUCUCAGUCCGCGCGACAACAACAUUGACGAGCGGCAGCUGGUGACAUUUGGGCUGGACCAUCAACUGAUUAGGUGCAUAAAUAAAUACCCCGUCUUCACGGGAAGGCAUCCUGAGUUCCCAAUUGGAAGACAGAAGCUAUACACUGGAUUGCAUAGUUUGGAUGAGAUUUGUUCCAUCACGGGACUCUCCCCGUCUAAGAUUGAGGAGGAAAUUGACACGGAUGCUAAUGUUACGGUUAUAUGGAAAUAAUAAUAAAUAAAGGAAUUCGUUCCUGUUCACCUA
Molecule: messenger RNA, 1351 nt
Organism: Lutzomyia longipalpis
Lineage: Eukaryota; Metazoa; Arthropoda; Insecta; Diptera; Psychodidae
Gene: Nprl2
Product: GATOR complex protein NPRL2
Exons: 1
Coding region: 137-1318 (393 amino acids)
Biological process (GO): cellular response to amino acid starvation; positive regulation of autophagy; negative regulation of TORC1 signaling
Cellular component (GO): GATOR1 complex; vacuolar membrane
Molecular function (GO): GTPase activator activity
Source: RefSeq, a predicted model, not a curated record